Sesamum indicum (sesame) is the source of this 768-nucleotide messenger RNA. Its product is annotated as Acyl-CoA N-acyltransferases (NAT) superfamily protein. Lineage: Eukaryota; Viridiplantae; Streptophyta; Magnoliopsida; Lamiales; Pedaliaceae. Gene Ontology annotation, cellular component: NatB complex. Gene Ontology annotation, biological process: N-terminal peptidyl-methionine acetylation. Gene Ontology annotation, molecular function: protein-N-terminal amino-acid acetyltransferase activity. The record is from RefSeq and is a predicted model, not a curated record.
CCACAUUGCCCUUCUGCCAGUCAAAAAUUCGUGAAGGAGAAAAAGGAAAAGAAGACGAAAACAGUCUUCCGCUGCGAAUAAAAAUGACUACUAUUCGAAGGUUUUGCUGCAACGAUCUCCUCCGAUUCGCAUCAGUGAAUCUUGACCAUCUCACUGAAACCUUCAACAUGUCGUUCUAUAUGACCUAUUUGGCGCGGUGGCCGGACUAUUUCCACGUUGCUGAAGCUCCAGGAAAUCGAAUAAUGGGCUACAUUAUGGGAAAGGUUGAAGGACAAGGAGAGUCAUGGCAUGGUCAUGUCACUGCAGUAACAGUAGCUCCUGAAUUUCGAAGGCAACAAUUAGCCAAGAAGCUGAUGAACCUACUUGAGGAGAUCGGCGACAAGAUUGAUAAGGCUUAUUUCGUGGAUCUUUUUGUGAGAGCUUCAAAUACACCUGCCAUCAAGAUGUAUGAGAAGCUUGGCUAUGUAGUUUACAGACGUGUGCUUCGAUAUUACUCUGGAGAGGAGGAUGGCUUGGAUAUGAGGAAGGCUUUAUCAAGGGAUGUGGAAAAGAAGUCUGUUAUUCCUCUCAAGCGCCCAGUUACACCAGAUGAGCUUGAAUAUGAUUAGGCCUGAUUUUCUUAAUCAGACAGAAAUAUAAUGUUGUCAGGCAUGUUCUUGUAAUUACCAUUAUUGGGGCUGAAAUUACCAUUACACGGAUCCAAACGUCUUAUGUAAACUUCCAAAUUUUCUUGAAAUAAAAGAACAAGCAGCUAUUCCUUUAGACUCA